This is a messenger RNA of Pistacia vera, 480 nucleotides long. Its product is annotated as major allergen Pru av 1-like. NCBI's taxonomy places the organism in Eukaryota, Viridiplantae, Streptophyta, Magnoliopsida, Sapindales, Anacardiaceae. The record is from RefSeq and is a predicted model, not a curated record. Gene Ontology annotation, molecular function: signaling receptor activity; abscisic acid binding; protein phosphatase inhibitor activity. Gene Ontology annotation, biological process: defense response; abscisic acid-activated signaling pathway. Gene Ontology annotation, cellular component: cytoplasm; nucleus. The transcript is spliced from 2 exons. Bases 1 to 480 code for a protein of 159 amino acids.
AUGGGAGUUGUCACUUAUGAACUGGAGGUGACUUGUGCCCACCCCCCAGCCAAGAUGUUCAAGGCCUUUGUCCUUGAGGCUGAUAAUCUCUUCCGCAAGGUUUUGCCACAAGAAGUUAAGAGUGGCGAACUCCUCGAAGGCGAUGAAGGUGUUGGAAGCAUCAAGAAAGUUACCUUUGUGGAAGGCGACAAAACCACUUACUUGAAGCACAAGAUUGAUGCAAUAGACAAAGAAAAUUUUGUAUUCUGCUACACCAGCUUCGAAGGUGACUUUUUGGUUAACAAAUUUGAGAAAAUUAGUCACGAGACCAAGUGGGUGCCAUCUCCUGAUGGAGGAUCAAUCUUUAAGUCCACUACCAAAUUCUACACCUUACCUGGCUUUGAGAUGCCAGAGGAUUUAAUUAAAUAUCAUAAACAGAAGGCCACUAACGCGGUCAAGGCUUUUGAAGCAUACCUCCAGGCCAAUCCUGAUGCCUGUUAG